Molecule: messenger RNA, 1840 nt
Organism: Oldenlandia corymbosa var. corymbosa
Lineage: Eukaryota; Viridiplantae; Streptophyta; Magnoliopsida; Gentianales; Rubiaceae
Source: the annotation of a GenBank genome assembly
AGACUUUCCAAAAACACACACUUACGUGUUCAGUUUCCAAAAUGGUGGUAGCAAUAGUCGGUUUGGGCAUCUUACUUCUUGGGUGUCUAUUCUAUUAUUGGAAUGACAUCAUCUACGCUCUUCCGGCAACUUUCCGGUGUUCAUCAGCCGGCGGUGGCCGUCGCAGUAGAGCUCCACUUCCUCCUGGCUACAUGGGAUUUCCCUUCAUCGGCGAAAUGUUUAAUUUCCUCUAUUAUUUCAAGUUUCUAGGUGGCCCCGAUGACUUCAUCAAUGCAAAACGAGCUAAGUACGGUGGAACCGGAGGAUUGUAUAGAACGCAUCUGUUCGGAUCGCCGGCCAUCAUCGUGUGCUCUCCGGCAGCCAACAAGUUUGUUUUUCAGUCGGAAGCGAAUUUUCAGUUGGAAUGGCCGGCGGUGGAAAUCGUAGGCAAAAGUUCAUUAGUGGCCGUACAUGGAGAAUCACACACAAGAAUCAGAAGCCUUGUUGUGAAAACCACAAAUCAGCCGGAUGCUCUUCGUAGAAUCGCUGAAAUGGUUCAACCUCGUAUAGUUCAUGCACUCCAAACUUGGGCUAAAAAGGGCAGGAUUCUUGGAUACCACGAAGCUAAGAAGGUCACGUUUGAGAACAUUGGGAAUUACUUCGUGAGCAUUGAACCGGGUACCCAAUUAGAUGUCCUUGACAAGCUCUUUGCAGGAAUGGUUAAAGGCAUCAGAAGUUUUCCUAUCAAUUUACCUGGAACAGCUUAUCAUCAUGCUAUCCAGUGUCGAAAGAAGGCUGUAGCCAUUUUCCAAGAGGAGUUGGACAAGCACAGAGAUGGAUUUGCUUCACAGAAGACUAGAAAUGAUCUAAUGGAUGGACUAAUGAACCUAAAAGAUGAAGAAGGAAAGCAAUUGAGUGAUGUAGAGGUGGUAGAUAACAUUGUGAGCCUUGUGGUUGCAGGAUAUGAAUCUACUUCCAUUUCCAUAAUGUGGGCUUUGUAUUAUCUGGCUAAGUAUCCAAGUGUUAUACGAAAGCUUCAGGAAGAGCAUUCAUCUAUUUGCACAAAUGGAGAUCAAUACGUAACUAGUGAUGACAUACAAAAAUUGCAAUAUACUACAAAGGUGGUAGAAGAGACUAUAAGAUUGGCCAAUACAGCCUCUAUUAUUUUCCGCAAAGCUAGAAAUGAUGUUGACUACAAAGGAUUCAGAAUACCCAAAGGAUGGACGGUUAUGUGUUGGGUUCGAUACCAUCAUACAGAUCCUGAAAAUUUUGAAGAUCCUUUGUGCUUUAAUCCUGACAGAUGGAAUGAACCACCCAAGCCAGGAUCAUACAUGGUAUUUGGGGGAGGAUCAAGAAUAUGUGCAGGCAACAUGCUUGCUAGGUUGCAAGUUGCCAUAUUUAUUCACCAUUUAGUUCAAGGAUACGAGUGGGAAUUGGUGAACCCCAAUGCAGGACUGGCUUAUUUACCUCAUCAAAAACCUCUUGAUGGGGUUGAGAUCAACAUCAGGAAAAUCUGAUUGCAAUACUACCGAUCGAUAACGCAUCAGUCCCAUUUUCCUUGUUUCAAUGAAUUUCUCAUUUUUGGGCAUGUAUGAAUGGACAUGAUUUCUGUUCUUUCAACAAGUAUAUGCUUUGUACCCCUUAAAAAAAAAAGAAAGAAAGAGUAUGCUUUGUUUUGUUAAUCUUACGGGAUCCUCACGUCCUUUUGCUAUUAGUUUGUUGACUAAUGCAUGAUAAGGAAAGUGAAUUGUUUUGGUGGAACAUAAGCAGAGGCGGAGGGAGGCGGGCCAGCCGCCGUUUUUAAAUUUUUUAGAGGGUAUAUAUUUUUGUAUAGGAAAAAAAAAAUUAAUUUCUCACCCCC